AUGGAAGAGGAGGAGAAGCAAAUGUCUUUCGAGGAGGAUGGGUAUGGGUAUAACUCUGAAGAGUUGAACACCCCUCCUUCAAGUGGUGCUGAGGAGGCUGAAAGGGUUGUCAAUCCAAAGUUUAAUGUGGAUGAGGUGUUUGGUCAUGUACACUUAGAGCUGGGGAUGGAGUUUGCGAGUUUGCAACACUUUAAAAAUGCUGUCAAAGACUACAAUAUUAGUCUAGGAAGAGAAUUCAAGUGGGUGAAGAAUGACAAAGUCAGAGCCCGAGCCAAGUGUAGUAAUGAAGAAUGUGAUUGGAUGAUUUUUUGUGCUUGGAACAACAAAAUGGCCGCUUUCCAAGUAAAAACUUUUAAUGACUCCCACACUUGCUACAGACUUUUCAGAAACAAGAGGGCAAGUAGGGAUUGGGUUGCAAAUAAGUUAGAAAAAAGGCUAAUGACACAGCCGAACAUGACAAGGGCUGAGGCCUAUGAACAUAUGAAAGAGGAGUACAAAGUCCAUGUCCAUUUGAAGAAAGUGACCAAGGCACUUCAUAAAGCCAAGGCCAGAAUUGAAGGGUGUGAAAAAAAGCAAUAUGCAAGAUUGAGAGACUACUUAGGAGAGCUUUUGAGAAGCAAUCCUGGCUCUACAUGUCAAAUGCAAGUCAUACCACAACCUGAUCCACAAGCCUCUCCCAUAUUUUCUAAGUUGUACAUUUGUUUUGAUGCAUGCAAUAGAGGGUUCAAAGCUGGCUGCAGGCCCUUAAUUGGUCUGGAUGGAUUUUUUUAA
This is a messenger RNA of Gastrolobium bilobum, 771 nucleotides long. RefSeq lists its product as uncharacterized. NCBI's taxonomy places the organism in Eukaryota, Viridiplantae, Streptophyta, Magnoliopsida, Fabales, Fabaceae. The coding region runs from base 1 to 771 and encodes 256 amino acids. The record is from RefSeq and is a predicted model, not a curated record. The transcript has a single exon.